Messenger RNA from Westerdykella ornata, 1410 nucleotides. Its product is annotated as tRNA guanosine-2'-O-methyltransferase. Gene Ontology annotation, biological process: methylation. The transcript has 2 exons. Gene Ontology annotation, molecular function: nucleic acid binding. The record is from RefSeq and is a predicted model, not a curated record. Lineage: Eukaryota; Fungi; Ascomycota; Dothideomycetes; Pleosporales; Sporormiaceae. Bases 1 to 1410 code for a protein of 469 amino acids. Gene Ontology annotation, cellular component: cytoplasm.
AUGCCGGAGUACUUGGUUAGGCUCGCACAGGUGCACGAGAGCUUUCGGAAGGCCGAGCUUUUCGCUUUGGGUGAGCUGGCAGGGGUGACGCUUGAGAUUGUUGAAUAUCACGAAAAUUCUCCAUUCUGCAUCGUCCGCCUUCCUUCGGAUGCAGCAGCAGCGAAGGUCAUAUCUCGCAGCAUCCUGUCCCUGGGAAUACAUGAGCUCUGGGGACGUGGACCAAGCUACGAGGCCCUGCACGAAUCCGUCAAAAUCAAUACUUCUCACCUGUGGGCAAAAUACAAGGAUGUAUCAUUCAAGUUUACAGUCGACUGUUUCCAGGGCACCAGAACAACGGCAGAACAACGCGAUAUCAUUGAGUCCUUCUCAUACCUCGCCUUUGAAGGACCCAUUCGGAUGAAGGAUCCUGAAGUCUCGUUCCAAGUCUUUGAGCACUACGAUGAGAAAGCACCCCAUCCGAAAUAUUUCUACCUGGGAAGGUUCAUAGCCGAAUCUGGGAGGCAUGCAAAGUCGACAUAUGACCUGAAAAAGAGACACUACAUUAGCACUACCUCGAUGGAUGCUGAACUGGCUCUAUUGACCGCGAACAUUGCUCUCGCUGCUCCCGGGAAAAUAUUCUUUGACCCUUUCAUGGGGACCGGCGGCUUCCCGCUCGCUGCUGCGCACUUUGGUGCCUAUGUAUGCGGGAGCGAUAUCGACGGCCGGAGUAUCAGAGGUACAGGUGGAAGCUCAAGGAAGGGUCAGGUGGGGAAGAGAGACGUUGCAGGCAACUUCAAGCAGUAUGGUCUGGAGGGACACUAUCUUGGAGCCUUCGUAUCUGACUUAACAAACACGCCCUUGCGACUACCUGCCCCAAGCAACAAUGGCAUCCGCCACGGUUACCUCGAUGGUAUCAUUUGUGACCCUCCAUACGGCGUACGAGAAGGCUUGAAGGUGCUUGGAGCACGUGAGGAACUGGGCGAUAUCGAGCGCUCAAAUCAUCAGGCCCGUCACAAGGACCCCACAUACAUUCCCCCAAAGCGACCGUACUCUUUCAUGGCUCUGCUGGACGAUAUACUUGCCUUUGCUGCCAUCACCCUUGUGGAAGGUGGCAGACUGAGUAUGUGGAUGCCCACAGCAAAUGACGAAGAUGUCGAGCUCAUCAUACCCACGAAUCCCUUCCUUGAAUUGGUCUCUGUUUGCGUUCAACCGUUCAACAGAUGGUCCCGGCGCUUGCUUACGUAUCGGAGAUUGCCCGAUUCAGAGGCGCCUGCGGAUGCAGUCACGCGGGUAAGAAAAGAAUAUGAGAAAGGGGUCAGGGCAGAUGAGUUGAACGCGUUCCGGAGGAAGUUCUUCGAAGGGUUCAAAGAGGCGGACAAGUUGAGGGCGGGGGACUACGCACCCGAAGAGACACCGAAGAAAAUUGGGUAG